AUGUUCGAGCGGUCUUGUAGUGGUAUAUGUCAACCGGGAUGUGUUGAAAUAAGUGAUAUGGGUCAUCGGUUUACAAGUUGCUCAACGUGUUGCUCAUCCAAUUUCUGCAAUAUUGGAUCCCCGUCAGCACCCAUCUUUCUUUCAUUUUCUCUUUUUUCGUCUGCAAUUGUUGCACUUUUAUUUUGA
This is a messenger RNA of Caenorhabditis elegans, 186 nucleotides long. RefSeq names its product UPAR/Ly6 domain-containing protein (gene C24D10.49). Bases 1 to 186 code for a protein of 61 amino acids. The transcript has a single exon. NCBI's taxonomy places the organism in Eukaryota, Metazoa, Nematoda, Chromadorea, Rhabditida, Rhabditidae. The record is from RefSeq and is marked reviewed.